Messenger RNA from Trypanosoma rangeli, 1836 nucleotides. Its product is annotated as trans-sialidase. The transcript has a single exon. The annotation marks the transcript as partial. The record is from RefSeq and is a predicted model, not a curated record. NCBI's taxonomy places the organism in Eukaryota, Euglenozoa, Kinetoplastea, Trypanosomatida, Trypanosomatidae.
AUGCCCCGGCACGUGUUUUUGUCUUCCGCGGUGCUGCUGCUGCUCCUCUUUGUCCCAUUGCUGGCGCGCGGCAGCAGUGAAGCUGCCGGCGCUGAAGGGACGGAGUCGAAGGAGGUUGAGCUCUUCAAACCGAAGGAGGAUGUGGUGCCCGCUGAUGGGGAAGAGGAGGGAAUAGAAGCACGCUACAAGAGCGCUUCCUCAUUCCAAGGUAGUUCCCUCGUUGAGGCAGAUGGUGUGAUGGUUGCGCUUGCUUUGGCCAUCUACAACGACGGUGUUAGAUACGGCACGUAUACUGACAUGUGGGCAAAGUGGCACCCGUACGGAGGCGGCAGUAAGAUGCCAAAAGGCGCUGCAUGGGAUAAUCACUGGAAAACGCAGCUUGUGACUGAACCGUCUGCCAAAGAGGGCCACCAUGACGUAGUGCGCAGUCCCAAGGCUGUGGUGAGGGGAAAUAAAAUAUUUGUUCUUGCGUCGAACUUCACCGUUAUUACCAAUGGUGCUUCGGGGCCUGUAACUUACUGGGGCCUUGAGCUGAUUGUUGGUGAGGUUCGGAAGACCGCAGAGAAUGAUGUGAAGCAAGUCUCAUGGAAGAAGACCAGCUUGCCGAAGUCUACGCAUGAAGCGCCGAUGCAGCAGCAUUCGUGGGAGAGGCUGGAGGCUGUUGAUGGGUCCAGAGGGGUUGCAGUUGGGGGCAGUACGAUUGUUUUCCCUCUUUUGGCCACAAAACGAGCCUACGAGGGAAAAGAAGGGGAGGACAUAACCGCUUGCACCGUCAUUUACUCCGACGACAAUGGCGUGAGUUGGAAAUUUCCUGCGCAAGCUGCGAUCGCCAAUGACUGCGCUUUCGCCAGGCUUCUCGAGUGGGAGGGGAAACUCCUCAUGGUCACCGCGGCCCCUUCUUCUUCUUCGUGGCGCAAGGUGUACGAAUCCGCUGACAAUGGGAAGACAUGGACAGAGGCUAGCGGGCCACUCUCGCGCCUGCUGAGGGACGCAUACGCAUUACCGGACAUCUAUGGUUUUGUGGAGUUCAUUACAGCAACAAUUGAAGAGAAGACUGUGCUGCUGUGCACCCAGCUGGUGUUCAUUCACAGAACAGAAGAAGGGGGCAGCGCACCAAACGACACCCAUAAUGUAAUUCACCUGUGGCUCUCUGAUGGGGCUCGGAUAUAUGAUGUUGGGCCAAUAUCUGUUGAUGAUGCGGGAUUCUCUUUCAGCACGCUGUUGCACGCAAAGGAUGGGUUGUUUGCCCUCUACUCGAAGGAAGGGGAGCAUGGAAGGCCAGGCAGUUUUGUUUUUAAGCCGCUCACGGAGCAGCUGCGUCACAUCAAGACCGUAUUGAGUAAAUGGAAGGAAGUUGAUGACAGGGUCUCAAAGCUUUGCGGCUCCACCACCACCGCUGCAAUGAAGGAUGGCGCAGAAGGUGCUGGCUGUGUCGGUCCUCUGCCAACGGCCGGGCUGAUUGGAUUUUUGUCCAACAACGCCAGCGAUACUCACUGGAAUGACGAGUACUUUGGGGUGGGCGCCACGGUGCCUACGGGGACGAAGAAGGUUGAGAAUGGCUUCCAGCUGGCAGGGCACGGCGCACGGAUUGCGUGGCCGGUGGGCAGACAAGGACCCAAUUCAGUGCGCAGUUAUGUGGGUGAGGAGCUGACACUUGUGGCGACAGUGAUCAUUGACAAGGUUCCCACGGCCGCCACCCCGUUGCUGGGCGUGAGCAUGCAUGGUUUUUCACCCAGGAAACAUCUCGUGCUGCGGUACGACGAGCGUCGGCACUGGAAGACGAGGUUCGGGGAAGAAGAGAAUGCAUCAGCAGCUGCCGUGGGAGGUGGGGACGGU